GGGUGAUGGGCUGCCCUCGAGGGGCCUUUCAGAGGCCCCCAUCACGCCGGGAACCCCCGCUCGGGUGUCAGCGCUGCCGCAAGAUGUGUGGUCAUGCGUGUAUACGCACACACAUGCAUGUAAAGGCAGGCACGCACCCAUGUUCGUGCCUUUCCACGCAUGGAUCUGAACGGAUGUGUGUCCUUGUGCAAUCCCGCACCUCCCUGGCCGUGCUCAGCUCUCCGGGGGUGCCCCCAACCACGAGGACCCCCCGUUUACCCUCCCAGCACCAGCGAGUCCAGGCCUCCGAGGCGGCUGGAGCGUCCCCGCUCCGCCGCGCGGACCACGUGACUUCCUGCGGCGGCGGCGGAAGCCGGAAGUGCCGCUGUGGCCGGUGCCGGGUCGGGGCGGGCCCGGUGGGGCCAUGGCGGGCACGGGCGGCUGAGGGGCACCGGGGGCACCGGGCGCUGCGGGGGCUCCGAGCCGGCCGUGGGGCGCGGGGAGCGGCCACAAACCGGGUCCCCCGCCGCGGGGACCUUCCGCCGCGAGCCAUGGCGGCGGCGGCGGCGGCGGCGGGUUCCAACUGGGGCCUGAUCAUGAACGUGGUGAACAGCAUCGUGGGCGUGAGCGUGCUCACCGUGCCCUUCUGCUUCCGACAGUGUGGGAUCAUCCUGGGAGCUGUGCUGCUGAUCUUCUGCUCGUGGAUGACUCACCAGUCCUGCAUGUUCCUGGUGAAGUCGGCCAACCUCAGCAAGCGCAGGACCUACCCCGGCCUCGCAUUUCAUGCCUAUGGAAAAGCAGGAAAAAUGUUGGUGGAAACAAGCAUGAUUGGGCUGAUGUUGGGCACUUGCAUCGCUUUCUACGUCGUCAUCGGCGAUUUGGGCUCCAACUUCUUUGCCCAGAUGCUCGGAUUCCAGGUGUCGGGCAGUUUCCGGAUUGUCCUGCUCUUCGCUGUCUCCCUGUGCAUUGUCCUUCCCCUGAGCCUCCAGAGGAACAUGAUGGCCUCCAUCCAGUCCUUCAGUGCCAUGGCUCUCAUCUUCUACACCGUGUUCAUGUUCGUGGUUGUGGUGUCCUCCUUCAAUCACGGGCUCUUCAGCGGGCAGUGGCUGCAGCGAGUGAGUUACGUACGCUGGGAGGGCAUUUUCCGCUGCAUCCCCAUCUUUGGAAUGUCUUUUGCCUGUCAGUCUCAGGUCUUGCCUACUUACGACAGCUUGGAUGAGCCGUCUGUCAAAAUCAUGAGCUCCAUAUUUGCUUCUUCCCUAAACGUGGUCACCACCUUUUACAUCAUGGUGGGCUUCUUUGGCUACGUGAGUUACACCGAAGCCAUUGCUGGGAACGUCCUCAUGAACUUCCCUUCCAACGUGGUGACGGAGAUGAUCCGAGUGGGAUUCAUGAUGUCGGUGGCGGUGGGGUUCCCCAUGAUGAUCCUGCCGUGCAGACAGGCACUGAACACCCUGCUCUUUGAGCAGCAGCAGAAAGACGGCACCUUCGCUGCCGGGGGCUACAUGCCCCCACUGCGGUUCAAAGCCCUGACUUUGGCUGUUGUGUUUGGAACCAUGGUCGGAGGCAUCAUGAUCCCGAAUGUGGAAACAGUCCUGGGCCUGACAGGUGCAACCAUGGGAAGCCUCAUUUGUUUCAUCUGCCCAGCUCUUAUUUACAAGAAGAUCCACAAGAAUGCGCUUUGUUCACAGAUUAUCCUGUGGAUUGGGCUGGGAAUGCUGGUGAUCAGCACGUACACCACUCUGUCUGCCACUGAGGACACCCCUGUGAGGAUGGAAGCAGUGGGCUUGGAGCACCUGGACAGAGAGGAGAACAGAAUUGACCAGGAUUCGGUCAAACUUCCAGAGCAGAACCCGGUGGUGGAGGAGCCCGAGGAUGACCGUGAUAAACCCAAAGUGCCCGAGGAGAAGGAGGAGAUGGAGCAGCCACAGAUCAAGGUGCCUGUGCAGGUCGCCAAGAGGGAGGAGGAGAGAGGAAAGGUGGAAGAGAAAGUGCAGCUGGACCGUCCCGAUCAAGGGAUUGCCCUGCCUGUGGGGGAAGCUCAUCGCCACGAGCCCCCAGUCCCACAUGAUGAGGUGGUCGUGGACAUGGGGCGGGAGCGGGAGGAAUCCAACGAGAACAAGGUGGCUCCCGGAGGAGCCAAGGACCAUCUGCUGGAGGAGCCAGCCAGGCUGAAGUCCCAGAAGGAGGCACCGGGCCCAAAACAAGGGAAGGAAGUGGUUGCCGAGAACCAGCAGCGGGGAGGGACUGCCGGGCCCGUCCCAAAUCUGCAGAAGGUCCCGGAGGCAGCGGUGCAGCAGGGUGGAAGGCCGCCCUACAAGGAUCUGGAGCCAGGGAAAGCCAGGCUGGAAGGCAAGGCACAGGUGGCCGUGCCAGACGGUGACACCGCCGAGGCUGCUGACCGGGACAAGUCACAGCUCCAGCUCCCCAGGAAAGCAGAGGAGGCUGAAAAGUCCAUGGAGAAGGAAGCAGACCCUGGUGAAAAGCAGGAGCUGCCCCUCCCAGAGAGAGCAGAACCGCUGGAGAACCGCAACACUGAGGAGAAACAGGAGAAGGUGGAGACCAAGCUGGGGGAAGCAGGGCCAGCAAAACUGCUGGACCACAAUGUGCUGCUGCAGGUGAUCAAGGAGCAGCAGGUGCAGCACAAGCAGCUCCUGGACCAGCAGGCAAAGCUGCUGGCGGUGAUCGAGGAGCAGCACAAGGAGAUCCACCAGCAGCGGCAGGAGGAGGGGGCAGAGGAGAAGCCAAAGCCAGCGGAAGCGCAGCCAGAGCCUGCCGUGCCCCUGUCCAGGAGCAGGGAGGACGAGGGGCUCGGAGCCAAGGGAGACACGGCCGGGAAGCCGCUGAGCAAGGAGCAGACGGAGCAGCGCCCGGGCCAGCAGCCCCCUGAUUCCACCAAGCAGCAGAGGGACAUUGUGGGGAGGCUGGAAGAGGCUGGGCACAGGCGUGACAUUCCUGUGGUGCCUCCCAAGGAGUGGAAGGUGCCACUGCAGGAGAAUGACAGAGCCGUUAAGAAUCCUGCGGAGAACCGGGAUCCCCUCCACGGGGAUGCCCAGCGUGUUCCAGCAGCCAGAAAUCACCUGGAGAAAAAGCCCUUGGCAGAGGAUUUGGGAGGAGAACAUGAAGCCAAAGCUGGAAGAGAUGUCCACGAGAAGAAGAAUUUCCUGAAAGCCGUGGAAGCAGCUACAGCUCCCAUCCAAAGAGAACAGCCGGGGGCUGCCAAAGUUCAGGGAGUAGCAGGAAAGAGUUUGGAAAGAGACUCAGGAAUAGACCUUAAAGCCAAAGCUCUGAGUCAGGUGGAGCCCAAGGACCUGGCAGUGGUGCCGGACUCUUCCAGUAACAGGAAUGUGGCAGUGAGGGAGCAGCACCCCCGGGAGCGGGAGCGGCGGAGAGGGGCGGAGGCCGGGGGAGCGGGCGGGCUGCAGCGGGGCCCGCCUGGCCAUGGGCACGGGCAGGAGGAGGAUCCCCGGGAGGAGCCGCGGGGCCGCCAGGGCCGUGGGGAUGGGGGUCCCUCCAACGGCGCCGACAGGAAACCCGGCCCUCAGGAUGCUCCAGCGCCGAAGCCCGAGAACAGAGCGGCCACCCCCGGGGAUCCGCAGCAGCCAGAGCGCGACGUCAAACCCAACCGGGACCUGAAGCUGCAGGGGGGCCUGGACCUGCGCCGCAGGAGACGGGACCUGCUGCCUCCCGACCAGGAGGAGGAGGAGGAGGAGGAGGAGGCGGCGGCUGCCCCGGGAGCCGGGGGGGUCCUGAUCGGCCUGAACCCCCUCCCCGAUGUGAAGGUGAACGACCUGCGGAGCGCGCUGGAGACGCGGCUGAGCCGGGUGGCCGAGGGCGCGCAGCACCUGGUGCGCAGCCGCCACAUCCAGCAGGUGACACAGGACAGGAGCCCGUGACGUGGCUGUGGCCGUGCUCCACAGGGAAGGCUCAGGCUCACCAGUGGAUUUUGGGCCGUUGCUCAGGCAUGGAGAGAUCUAAGCCAGCAGCACUUUGCUGGACGCAGCGCUCGGAUCCACAGGAUCUCCUUGGAUCCCUGAGCACCAUCCUGGGGGCUUCCACAGCAGCACCCCCAGCGUGUGCCUGCGGGUGGCCGAGGGGAUGGCGACACUGGAAGCGACAUUCCUGCUGUCCCCUGCCUUCCAGAGCUGCCAUCGGCUCCCUGCCAGGCCACUGCUCCAAGGGCUCCAAGGACCUUUUCCAGCAUCUCAUCCAUAUCAAAUUGCCUUCUCCAACCAUCUCCCAACUCCUCUCAGAACCGGGAAGGGGCUCCAUCGCCCCGGCUGUGCCGAGGGGACCUGGGAUCCACACCUCGGGAAGGACUUUACCCCAGAGAGCCGUGAGCUGAGGACCAGCGGAGCCAAUGCUCCAGUGUUGCAUCGGGAGCAGAGCCUCACGCGUUUGGGACACAGUGGUGGUUUAGGAACCUCAUUUAGUAGAAAUUCUGCCUUAACCGGGCACAACUCCUGCCGUUGUGCUGCCUCUCUCCCAGGGAUGGGAUUUCUUGGCCACGCACUGGAAUCACACGGAGCUCUGCUCUCGCUGCCCUCCCCGGGUGCUCCUCUCUGUGCUCUCCAGCUCCACUUCCCCUCUCCAAAGUGCUUUAAGAAGCUCAACUUCCCCCCCGACCCUUCCCAACCCAGCUUGAUUCUUCUGCUGGAGGUGAGUAGUUUGGGAACAAACGUGGCAGAGCCAGGUGGAUCCAGGGGCUCGGCUCAUGCACACCUACCUCUUCCUGUGUUCCGUGUGCUCUUCCCAGCCUCCCCCCACCCUGUUCUGCAUCCAGACAGCUCCCUGCUCCACCUCUGGAAAUUUGUUUGGUGAGUGAGGAAGGGAAGAGCUUCCCCAAGAGCUCUGUGUUGUUUCAGGCUCCCAGUGAUUCAUCCCGUGGGUUUUUUGGGUUUUGUGUUUUUACAUCCUGACCGGUGAAUGUACGGAAUCCAGUCCCAAAGCUCUCCCUAGACGGGCUGAGAAUUUCCAGCCUGGAGCCCUCAGACCUCAUCACUGUGGUGGGUUUUAUUUCCUGACCUCCAAAUGUCUUUGGUGACCUCGAGUCUGUGUCCAGUGGGACCCUGCAGAGCUGGGACGGGGUGGGACUGCCCCUGCCUGGUGCUCCCACGAUGUCACAACCCAGAGCCACAGGGAAGCGGCCUCGGGAGUCCUUUGGGAAGAGCGCCCGGAACACUGUGGCCUUAAACCCCCUGAACAUCCCAACGAGCUUCUCCAUUAACGCUGUCGUCAAGCACAAGCACCACGGCCGAGAGCCCCGGAGCCGCUCCAAGAGGCAGGGAUGGGCUCUGGAGCUCGGCUCCAGGUCUGCCCUGGGGAGAUGGAUCCGGGCUGUGGCACCAAGCAGCCUUCCUGAAGUGAGAGGGAGCCAGAGCCCGAUCGGCUCCUUCAUCCCCUUUGCCGCCGGCUCCUGCCCCGCGGGGUCAGACCCGCCUGUUUGUUGUUCUCCGUGUGAACAUAAGGGACCAAAGAUGCUCCUGACAUUCCUGCUCGUGGGAAUGGCGUGGGCACCCCGAGCUGGGCUGGAAGCUGGCGGGAGCUGCCUUGUCCCGCCGGGAACGGCUCCCCCGGGGCGGGUGGAACGCUGGGAGGGAAAGCCCGGAGCGCGGGCUGAGCCCAUCAAUAAAAUAAGCUGAAGCAUUCUGA
Messenger RNA from Corvus hawaiiensis (hawaiian crow), 5631 nucleotides. RefSeq names its product solute carrier family 38 member 10 (gene SLC38A10). Gene Ontology annotation, molecular function: amino acid transmembrane transporter activity. NCBI's taxonomy places the organism in Eukaryota, Metazoa, Chordata, Aves, Passeriformes, Corvidae. The record is from RefSeq and is a predicted model, not a curated record. The transcript has 16 exons. Gene Ontology annotation, biological process: amino acid transmembrane transport. The coding region runs from base 6 to 3875 and encodes 1289 amino acids.